Branchiostoma belcheri (Belcher's lancelet) is the source of this 2175-nucleotide messenger RNA. Its product is annotated as glutamate receptor ionotropic, kainate 2-like. The coding region runs from base 1 to 2175 and encodes 724 amino acids. Lineage: Eukaryota; Metazoa; Chordata; Leptocardii; Amphioxiformes; Branchiostomatidae. Gene Ontology annotation, cellular component: postsynaptic membrane; plasma membrane. The record is from RefSeq and is a predicted model, not a curated record. Gene Ontology annotation, molecular function: transmitter-gated monoatomic ion channel activity involved in regulation of postsynaptic membrane potential; glutamate-gated receptor activity. Gene Ontology annotation, biological process: synaptic transmission, glutamatergic; monoatomic ion transport; modulation of chemical synaptic transmission. The transcript has 15 exons.
AUGGACGACAAACGAUUUAACGCAGGUGUUGUGAAUCUUGGAUCAGCCUUCCCGAGUUUUGACCAGGCCCUGAGAGCCAUCCAGGAAAGUCAGGACUUCCCGGAAACGGUCCAGAUCAACAUAGUCGAGAAAUCACUCGAUGUCAAAAGUGCCAGCCUUCCUGUCUUAAGUGCAGAAGUAGCCAAUUUCCGCGAUGAAGAGGUCUGUGCUACCGUGGUGCUGGACUGCUGGGACGAUCACUGCCCAGACUCAUCAUUCAUCUUACGCGCCCUGCCACAGCCCAUCAUACGGGUGGGCCCUCCCGUCAACAAGAACCAAUACGAACUGAUCAACGUCCACACCCUGGACAUCGUCCCGUCAGCUAACCAGCUGGCCAUGGCCUUACAACAGACGAUAGAGAAGUUCGGUUGGCGUUCUCUAACCAUAUUCUACCAUAAGACCGGAGGUUACCACGAAGUGGCAGAAGAAGUGAUGUCGUUGAUGAGCCAGUCUGACACGUUCUACCGUAUGGCGGAGAUUGCCGAUUCGGAAGAAGACAGCGCCCAUCUUGAGCAACUGGAGGUCUUCCUCAGGAGCUCAAAGAAUCGCAAGGAAAAACAUUUCCUUCUUAUUGCAGAUUCCGAAACAACCAACAAAGUACUUCACCAGGCUCAUGGUCAUCUAAUGCUUGAUCCAAGGCAUCACUGGAUUCUUUCAAACCUGGAAGUGAGUGAACUCGAACUGUUUGAAUACAGGAAUACCGGAGUACAUCUGACGGUUUUCAAGCUGUGGACCCGGUGGCAUUUAAAUUUUAUGUUUGAGGAUGCCUUUCAAAGAACGAGGCAAGUCUACACUCUCCAAAACACCCUGGCCUUCGACGCGGCGUCUGUCGUAUCACACGCAGCACGGAUUUCUGCCGAACAGCAGGACGUUUGCCACGGAAUACGGACUGCAGUGCCAGAGGUUAGGUUCAACGGGAGUACAGGGGAGGUGGCCUUCGGUCCAGAGGGGACGCGGAUGGAUCUGUCUCUUGAGAUAAUGGAGCUAUCGUCAGAAGGACGGCCAGCACAUGUGGGGCAUUGGCAGGAAGGGGUUGGAGUCAGUCUUGAAGAAUGGGCUAAUUUCACACACGAACAGUCUGCCGAUCCUAUCUUAGGAGGACGACACUUAAAGCUCCUUGGAAGACUGAAAAAUCCAUGGCUGGUCAUGAAAGAAGGCGCUAGCUGCAAAUUCGGAGUGGUCUGUCCUAGAAAGAACUUCGCUGGCUUCUUCCCUGAUUUAAUGGACCACCUACAGAAACGUCUUGGCUUCACGUGGGAGAUGAACCUGACAAAACUGUCUAUCGGCGACAAGGUCAAAGGUGAAUGGGAUGGACUAACUGGUGCACUGAUCAAUAAGAAGGCUGACACGGUGCUCUACGGAGCCACCACACGUUCCAAACGUACUGAGGUUCUGGAGUACUCCUUCCCCGUCGCCCACCAAGGCUACUACAUCAUCAUCAAACGGGCCGACACCACGCUCAACAUCAUGGACGUCGCCGGGAUAUUUGAGUUUCUCGCCCCGUUUGACAACUUAGUUUGGGCUGCGAUUGGGGCAGCUGUCGUCGCAGUCAGCGUGUCACUAUUCUUUAUCAACAUACUGGACCCAUUUGAAUGGCGCGGGCUGGCACAGCGAGGUCUGGUGGAAGAGGAUGAAGGCAAGAACCUAAACCUGGUGCAAAGUCUGUGGUUCACCUAUGGCUGUCUGGUAGGGCAGGGAGGAGAAAACCUGCCGAAGUCCAUUGCUGGGCGGGUUGUUGCAGGAACCUGGUGGUUCUUCAUUCUGGUGACCGUAGCCUCGUACACAGCCAACCUGGCGGCCUUCCUCGGGAGGGCGAACAAAAUCUACGCCAUCCACACCCUGGAGCAACUCGUCGCUGAUCGCACCAUGGCCUAUGGAACCUACAAAAGUUACACGUUGUUAGACUUCGUGCAGAACACCACCCUUUCUCCCUACCGUGAAAUGGGGAAGUACAUAGAGGAUAACGCCGACACCGCCAUACUGGACACCAAGGAGGAGGGUCUGCGGCGGGCUGCCGAGGGGAACUAUGCCUUCAUCGCCGGCGCGAACUUCCGCUACCUGCUGCAGAACGAGUGGUGUAACCUCACCCUGGCCUCGGAGCCCUUCUUCAAGUCAAUGGAUAUCAAGCUCUAUUAG